Messenger RNA from Mesitornis unicolor (brown roatelo), 755 nucleotides. Its product is annotated as transcription factor SOX-13-like. Gene Ontology annotation, biological process: positive regulation of chondrocyte differentiation; cell fate commitment; regulation of transcription by RNA polymerase II. Gene Ontology annotation, molecular function: RNA polymerase II cis-regulatory region sequence-specific DNA binding; DNA-binding transcription factor activity, RNA polymerase II-specific. The transcript has 6 exons. The annotation marks the transcript as partial. The record is from RefSeq and is a predicted model, not a curated record. Gene Ontology annotation, cellular component: nucleus. NCBI's taxonomy places the organism in Eukaryota, Metazoa, Chordata, Aves, Mesitornithiformes, Mesitornithidae.
CCCAUCCCGACGCCUUCAUUCCUCUCGGGCCGGUUUGGUCCCGGCUCUCCCGGGACGGCAGGUGGCGGGGACAACUCGUUUGUAGCGCGACUCUGUCGGCUGGCGACUCGUGUCGCUUAAAUCGCGACCGAUUUUUAUUGACAAAGCCCACCCGUCCUCUCAGUAAAGUGAUACCGGGGCUCGACCCCGAGCGAUGGCUCGGUGAGCAGCAGUCCCAAGGAGGGAGCCGUGCGAGUGCCUGGAGAGUGGCGGCGUCUCCGGAGCGUCAGCCCCGGCACGGAGACGUUCGUCGCGCUGCAGCUUGUCCCCCCGAUUUCUUCCGGGUGACCAAGGACGUGGGUAGCGCAAGGAGCGACCCUUCCUGCGAGAGUCUGCGGCUCGGAGAGCGUAGGGGCACAGGGAAAACUGGAGAUCAAGAGUUGCAACAAACUCCCAGUAUUGAAAAGCUACUAUCAAAGGACUGGAAAGACAAGCUUCUUGCCAUGGGAUCAGGGAACUUUGGAGAAAUAAAAGGGACUCCAGAAAGCCUCGCUGAGAAAGAAAGGCAGCUCAUGGGUAUGAUCAAUCAGCUGACCAGUUUGCGAGAACAGCUGCUAGCAGCUCAUGAUGAACAGAAGAAACUGGCUGCAUCACAGAUCGAGAAGCAACGCCAGCAAAUGGAGCUGGCUAAGCAGCAACAAGAACAGAUUGCAAGACAACAGCAGCAGCUCCUGCAGCAGCAACACAAAAUUAACCUUCUUCAGCAGCAGAUCCAG